Molecule: messenger RNA, 1716 nt
Organism: Glycine soja
Lineage: Eukaryota; Viridiplantae; Streptophyta; Magnoliopsida; Fabales; Fabaceae
Product: protein MAIN-LIKE 1-like
Exons: 5
Coding region: 1-1716 (571 amino acids)
Biological process (GO): meristem maintenance; meristem development
Source: RefSeq, a predicted model, not a curated record
AUGGUUAGAACACGAGGUCUAUGUCAUGUGUUAGGCACGGGUAGAGGCAGAGACAUUAGUCAGGAUUUGCCUGAGGCUGAUGUUCCUCGGCGUCGUAGGCCCACUGCCUUAGCACAUAGGCAACGGGUUACCCAGAGAGUCGAGGAUGUUCCUCAGUUGCCUGAAGAUGUGCCUCAUGUGUCUGAUGGUAACCCAGAGAUGACAAGCGCCGCCGAUGGUGUUGAGACAGAUCGAGUGGCUAGUGAUGGGAGCUUGGGGGCACUUGCUGAUGAUGAGGAGUUCCCCGGUGGGCCACGCGAUCCAUCUGUUUUGAUAGGAUUUGCUGAUCAUGUGGCACACAACAUAUGGAGUGGACAGGAGCGACCCGAUCUCAAGUUGGUCUCCCAUGGUAGGAAAGUAGAUAAAUUUGGGAGAUCGGCUGCUGAAAUCGAAGGUAUGAUUGCGGCCACCGGAUUGGAUCCAUUGAUCAGGUGUUCUGUAAUCACCGCUGAUCCUGGACUUAUAUCCGCCUUUGUUGAGAGGUGGCAUAGGGAGACGAGCAGUUUCCACCUCCCAGUAGGGGAGGUGACGAUCACUCUAGACGACGUUUCCUCACUCCUGCACAUUCCGAUUACUGGGGUGUUGCAUUCAUUCGAGCCGCUGGUUACAUCUGACGCAGUGGCCCUGUUGACGGAGCUACUUGAGGUCACCCCAGACGAGGGUACAACUGAGACACGUCAGGCAGUUGGGCCUCAUGUUCGGUUGUCCUGGCUUCGGGACAUGUACCAGAGUAGGUGCUGGACCAGUCAGUGGGUUGCUGCAGCUUGGACGUACCUCUUUCAUUUGGUUGGUUGCACUCUUUUCGCUAACAAGAGUGCAACUCAUGUCCAUGUUGUGCACCUGCAGGCAUUCAGGGACCUGGGCCAGGCAGGGGCAUUCUCUUGGGGAGCAGCCACUUUGGUCCACUUGUACGAUCAACUUAACGAGGCGUCGCAGGCCCCUACACGGCAGAUGGCCGACUACAUUUCACUACUUCAGUGUUGGAUCUAUGAGCACUUUCCAUCAGUCCAUCGGUGUGUCGUUGAUGAUGGUUAUGCUGAGGCUAGCCCACGUGCCUGUAGGUGGCUUACGGGUAAGGCCUAUAUGACCGGGAUUAAGGGAGCCCCUUACAGAGCACGUAUUGAUGCCCUGACAGUGAUCGACGUAUGUUGGAUGCCGUAUGCUGAGCAUCGGGGAGUUCAGGGCUAUGACUUGAUCUCCUCGUGCAUGGGGCAAGUCAGAUGGGGUCAGAUCAUUGUCUACAUUCGACCGGAGAGGGUGGUUCGGCAGAUGGGGUACAUUCAUACCGUUCCUCCGCCACGGGUUCGUGAUUCGUUGACAGGUACUGAUAUAGACGACCGAUGGUUUUUUCAAAUUUCGCACCCUUCUGUGACGCCGACGGAGGACACUACUGAGCCGAGACCUGCGCCUCCCCCUCCCACUCAUGAUGAUGACUUCGUCGAGCCACCUGUCCCCGAGGUUCUAGUCGCGUUGGAUCUCCCUACGCAUUCUGUGGUUGAUUGCAUAACAUGUGUAAGGAUUGGAAGGAUUGCUGAGCAUUUGGAGUGCGUCAUCAACUUCAGGAUGGUGACUGAAGGGACUGACUUAUAUGAUAUCAUGGAUCUUUGUUUGAGGAUAGCUAGAGAUGACGAUCCUGAUGACAGCCUUAGGUCGCGACAGAGACCCCGCAUAGAUUAG